AUGUAUAGGAAGGAAUUGCAGAGUGUAUUAGGAGGGAAGGCUGUGAGUUUGCCACAUGUGUUUAUUAGAGGGAAGCAUAUUGGUGGUGUGGAUGAGAUUAAGCAACUUCAUGAGGUUAGAGAGUUGGCAAAGCUUUUGGAAGGAUUCCUAGCUCAAGAUCCAGGGAUUGUUUGUGACAAUUGUCGGGAUGCAAGGUUUGUGUCGUGCCUAAAUUGUAAUGGAAGUCGAAAAGUGUUUGAGGAAGAGGAAGGAAAAUUGAGGAGUAAUGGCUCUGACGCUGCUGGCGGUAUCCUUAAGAAAUUUAAUCUCAAAAUUUGGCAUAAGCACACACACACACACAUAGUGCUUUAG
Messenger RNA from Ilex paraguariensis (yerba mate), 351 nucleotides. Lineage: Eukaryota; Viridiplantae; Streptophyta; Magnoliopsida; Aquifoliales; Aquifoliaceae. The record is from the annotation of a GenBank genome assembly.